AUGUCUACACCUCCACCACCUCCACCACCUAUACCACCUCCACCACUCCCUCGGCCUCCUAUAGUGUACACCGGGCGCCCCCUCCUCCACCUCUUCGUCGUCGAGAAGUUUGGUUUGUUGAAAAGUAAGUCAGAUCAUUCUGUGUUUUAUAAAAGAUCAACUGUUGGUAUCAUUUUGUUAGUGGUGUAUGUUGAUGACAUCGUUAUUACUGGAAAUGAUAUUGAAGGCAUCUCAUCCCUUAAGUCUUUCAUUCACACCCAGUUUAACACGAAAGAUUUAGGGGAACUCAAGUAUUUCUUGGGGAUUGAAGUUACUCGGAGUAAACAAGGUAUUUUUCUGUCUCAAAGAAAGUAUGUACUUGAUUUGCUAACUGAGACAGGGAAAUUGAGAUCAAAACCUUGCAAUGCUCCAAUGAAUCCAGCUGUGCAUCUUACACGUGAUGGGAAACCAUUUGAAGAUCCUGAGAAAUAUCGCAGGUUAGUUGGAAAGUUGAAUUAUUUAACUGUGACUCGUCCAGAUAUUGCAUUUCCAGUUAGUGUUAUCAGUCAGUUCAUGUCUUCGCCAACAAUUCAUCAUUGGGCAGCAUUAGAACAAAUUUUAUGUUACUUAAAAGGAGCACCAGGACGAGGUAUUGUUUACAAGGAUCAUGGACAUACCCAGAUUGAGUGUUUUUCUGAUGCCGAUUGGGCAGGCUCCAAGGUAGAUAGACGAUCCACUUCAGGAUAUUGUGUAUUUGUUGGGGGCAAUCUGGUCUCUUGGAAGAGUAAGAAACAAAAUGUUGUAUCUAGAUCCAGUGCUGAAUUAGAAUAUAGAGCUAUGGCCCAGUCCGUGUGUGAGGUAAUAUGGAUUUAUCAGCUUUUGACUGAAUUCGGGUUUAAGACUUCUAUUCCAGCAAAAUUAUGGUGUGAUAAUCAAGCUGCUCUUCAUAUUGCCUCGAAUCCCGUAUUCCACGAGCGAACUAAGCACAUUGAGAUUGAUUGUCAUUUUGUUCGUGAGAAAAUUCAACAAGGUCUGAUCUCCACAGGAUAUGUGAAGACCGGAGAACAACUAGGAGAUAUUUUUACAAAGGCUUUGAAUGGGGUGCGGGUCGAUUAUCUUUGUAACAAGCUGGGCAUGAUUAACAUCUAUGUUCCAGCUUGAGGGGGAGUGUUAGAUAUUAGCUGUAAAAGAAUUAGAUGUUUAGUAGAUAUUUAGUAGUUUCCUAUUUUUUUGGUAGUUUCCCUUUUAUGUCUCCUAACUUUGUAUAUAAAUAUGUAUUAUUCUAUGAAAUCAAUAUACAAUUCGAAUCACUAUUU
Molecule: messenger RNA, 1295 nt
Organism: Cannabis sativa
Lineage: Eukaryota; Viridiplantae; Streptophyta; Magnoliopsida; Rosales; Cannabaceae
Exons: 2
Coding region: 1-1140 (379 amino acids)
Source: RefSeq, a predicted model, not a curated record